Messenger RNA from Trypanosoma conorhini, 1389 nucleotides. RefSeq names its product PE-PGRS family protein. NCBI's taxonomy places the organism in Eukaryota, Euglenozoa, Kinetoplastea, Trypanosomatida, Trypanosomatidae. The record is from RefSeq and is a predicted model, not a curated record. The transcript has a single exon. The annotation marks the transcript as partial.
AUGCCGCUCAGUAAGAAGGGCGCAUUCGUCAUGCGCGGCGACUCGCCAGAGCCGUUCCGAAGGAAGUCUGGGAAGUGGUUUAUCGGGUCGCUCUCCGUCUUCGCCCGGAGGGGGUCCGCGAAAGCCAGCACGCGGGAGUCGACCGAAGCCAACCCCCACUCCCAGCCGCCCCCGAGUCGCGACUCAGCGCGAGCCGAAGCGGGUGAUGCGGACAAAACACAAAAGCAACUCGUCCAGGAGGAGGCUGAGAAACGCACCCAGAACGCGUCUGAGCUCAUAACUGCAUCUUCCCCACAGGGCACUGAUGAUGAUGGGAAAGGGAAUAUUAAUAGAAGCAUGCCACCUGAAGGUGCGAGCCCCCUGCAAGAGGAGCUCUACGCUGAAAUUGACAUCGAUGAUAAUGAGCCUAGUCAACAAGACCUCCCCUCUGGUGCAAUGAAUCCUGGCAGUGAUCCUAAACCCCUCAUCAAUACACGCACACUGAAUCCGGCGGCUUCAGACAGCAGCGGGGAAAAUGGCAGUGCUACGACCCCCGCGUUGGAGAAGAGUGGCGUCUACGACAUGAUGGAUUCCACUGACCUCACAAAAUACACAAGCAGCACGUACGACAUUGGCGCUGAGCGGGAUUCCACAGAAGAUAUAAAAAGCAUGUACGGCAUGGGGGUUGACCAAGGUCCCGCAGCCACUGCGAGCAGCACGUACGGCAUGGAGGGCCCAUGGAGGAAUUCCAUAUAUGACGUGGGAAACUUCGCUUUAAGCCAGCAUGAGGAACAACCUGUUACUCUUCAUUCUGAGAUCAAUUCCUCCGCAAUAGACCAGAGGGUUCCCGAGCCCAAUCAGCAUUUAACACGCGUACCAGCAUCAGCAGUUCCAAAAAGUAUUUAUUGCAAAAUAGCCACAGACUUUCGUGAUGCUAAGAGUGAGACCAAGAAAGGGUUGGAGACUGCCUCGAAGCCGAAGGAAGACGAAGCCGUGAAAAAGGACAGCAAGCCCCCGACGACUGCAAGGCCGACUGAGCUCAACGACAACGUUCACUCCUUGGUGGUUGUGAGCGACACCGCCGCCUCCGCUGUCACGGAGAAGGAGACCGAGAAGAAGGUGUCAGUGAAGGACACUGACGGCAAGGUGGUCGAGUACGAGGCGGACGAGCUGCUGCGGGCGAGCAAGGCGACCGUGGAGAACUCCGCGCUGCUGCAGGUGCUCCGACAACAGGUGGAGGCGGGCCACCACUGUGCCGUGAUCCUGGCCAACGGCAAGCAGCAGGGGCCGGUGAGCCUGAGCGUUGCGCAGGCCCUCUUGAAGUCCGUCAUGGCUGCGCUCAAGAAGAAUGAGGAGGAGAAGGGGAUCAAGUACGAAGUCCAACUGACAGCCGCCGCGAUGCCCUCGGUC